This is a messenger RNA of Exaiptasia diaphana, 2036 nucleotides long. Its product is annotated as lithocholate 6-beta-hydroxylase. The coding region runs from base 16 to 1518 and encodes 500 amino acids. The transcript is spliced from 5 exons. Lineage: Eukaryota; Metazoa; Cnidaria; Anthozoa; Actiniaria; Aiptasiidae. Gene Ontology annotation, molecular function: oxidoreductase activity, acting on paired donors, with incorporation or reduction of molecular oxygen; monooxygenase activity; heme binding. The record is from RefSeq and is a predicted model, not a curated record.
AUCUGACUAUCUGAAAUGGCGUUAGAACUUGCAUCCUAUGGAGUCUUGGCGUUGUUCGUUAGUAUCCUUCUGGCAUGGCCGCUUUUAAAGAUUUCUUUUCAGCUACUAUUGGUAUACUUACGAGUUCCGUGGAAAAACGCAAAAGGUGAGAGAAUGAAGGGUGAAACACCGAGGGUCCCCUACGGACAUUUUAACCAAGUUAAUUUCUUUGGAAGACCACUUUCUCAAAAGCAUGGAUCCGUUUAUUACAUCUGGAAUUGCCUAACCCCUGUAGUGAUUUUAUCAGACGCUGAGGCAAUUCGUAGCUUCUACUCUGAUCACUACUCACACAAACGAGACCAAGACUUUACGUGUAUUGGUGCCAUUUGGAAUCAGGUGCUCGGUGAUUGCAUGGCAAAUAGUCAUGGACGGCAAGAAGUCAAAAGAUGCCGAGGUCCUUUUGAGAAGUACUUCACUACCGACAUUGUCACAAACUUUCUUCCAGUUAUUGGUCGAGAAUGUAAUACAUUUUUAAAGAACCUAUCCACAAACAAGCCCAUUGAUCUAGCGAAGAACGGUUUAUCGAAUAUCACACUUCGUACUCUUGUUCAGAUGGUCUAUGGAGAAGAUGUCCUGAAUAAGUAUUUCAGUACUGACAUUCUACGAGUAAACGAGCUUCUUCAAGAUACAGUUGAUUUGUUUAAUAUUGGUCAAACACGACUGCCAUUUUACUCCAAGCUGCCAACUAAAGCAAACACACAAGCAGAAGCUUUCAAUAGUGCUUGGUCCGAGUUUAAUAACUUCUUGUUCAAGGAGUAUAAGGAGGGACUUAUAAACAGUUCUGGAGAAGAACUGUUCUUUGUCAUGAUGGGGCAACUAAGAUCCGAUGCGCUCGAUCUUAGCGAACGAGAACUACUUCAAUCUGUAGACGAAAUUCUGCUCCUAAAUGUAGAUGUGAGCUUUGCUGCAACAUCAUUUGCGUUAAGUGACAUAGCCAAGUACCACGAUAUCCAAGAUAAACUUCGUCAUGAAGUGGACGGAGCUCUUGAAGGUCAAGACCCAUCAACAUUCCAGAACUUGUAUAAAAGACUGCCUUAUAUGGAAAUGGUGCUAAAAGAGAGUGCCCGGAUGCACCCAGCUAUUGCGUUAAGUCUCCCUGAAAAGACCGUCAAACCUUUGACUGAUGUGGCUGGAUAUCAAAUCCCUGAUGGGACACCCGUGUGCGUGGACACUUACUCUCUCAACUUCAACGACAAAUACUGGGAAAACCCGGAGCUGUUUCAGCCCGAACGGUUUUCUGAAGGUAGCAGGCAAAUACCUGGUUCGUACUUCCGAUUUGGAAUGGGCCCUAGGAAAUGCCUUGGAUAUCGUUAUGCUUUGGCCAUCACACGAAUUGUCGUAGCAUCUGUUCUGCAAAAGUACACGAUUCAGCUAGCCGAUCCCACUGCUCAAGAGAGAGUCAAGACAAGAGGGAUGGUUUUCUUUACGCCAUAUCUUUGCCCUGAAAUAGUUUUUACAGAGAGGACCUUGCAACAGUAAGGACAUCUUUGAUGCAAAUAGUUUUACAACCAUGAAAUAGUAAACCUGUCAAUUGUACAACUUGCUAGUCAUUCCCAGAAACUUUGAUACAGUAUCUACAGUAUAGUUAUUUUAACAGCAAAAAGCGGUGUUUUUUUUUCUUGAAAAGAUCUACUUAUAUUUUUAAGUUCAGGCUCACUGAACCAUAAUUUCAUCGUAUUUCAAAAGCGAUGCCUGUCUUUCGUGACGUUUUAACUAGCGUAAACUCAUGCCCUGGAAUGCCUCCGGAGUAUUAGAGGGAAUUAUUGAACACAUAUUAAUGUUUCCAUUGGAUACUGUUAGGCUUGGGCGUUUUAUUUUAAUCUUAAUGCGCAAUAAGUAACAUCACAAGGGGUGAUGUAGGGGAGAUCCAGAUGGUGGCCGAUUAAAAUUUUGGACACUAUCGGAGGUGCUAUUAGAGUAAGAGUGAUGUCAAUUCGUUUUGUUUGUAAUCAUGAAGAAUUUUAAUAAAUCACGAUAACAAAAACCGUGUAGCUUAA